This is a messenger RNA of Hydractinia symbiolongicarpus, 1296 nucleotides long. RefSeq lists its product as uncharacterized. Lineage: Eukaryota; Metazoa; Cnidaria; Hydrozoa; Anthoathecata; Hydractiniidae. The transcript has 3 exons. The coding region runs from base 224 to 646 and encodes 140 amino acids. The record is from RefSeq and is a predicted model, not a curated record.
UCAUAAUUUUAUUAACAUUCAAGUUGAUGUGCAAUUUAUUAUAAAAAAAUAAAACAAUUAUGCUUGCUUGUUGCUUGUUAGUCGCACCGAAAGCUACGGAAAUUGAUAAACAUGCAACCAAUCACACCGAAGGAAUAGGGGCUUAAAGAUGGUGCGCCAAUGUAUAUUCGACGCACAAUAACGAAAUCGUCAUUUUGUGACGUCAUGUGAUCAUUAUUCGAGUAUGCGUGGUAUUACAAAUGGUCGCUGGAAUAUUUGCACAAACUUCUUCUAUCUGCAUUACUCUUCUUGGAUAUAUUACGUCAUCGUUUGGAAUAGUCUCCAUUGCUACAGGCAUCAUUGGAUUAGUGCUGUCAUUUCGUAUGCAUUUAACUUGUUUGAAUACAACUUUCAUGGGAUAUUCCAUAACAACUGCAAUUUACGCCUUACCAAUGAUCGCGCUGAUGCUUCCGAACAGUACCUUUGUGACUCCGUUCGUGUAGGCUGUAUAGUGAUUGCCAAUAAUAUAGCCGAUACAGUUAUCUUUGUAUCGUCGGUAAUCGCAAGCGUGUUAUGUUGCCUGAACAAUGUUAGCUGUCGAUGCUCAAAAAAAGUAUUUGCUAACAACUACAGUUCAGAUGUUAAACACUGCUGCGACUGUUCCUGACCAAACAAGUAUCAACACGCCACUGCUAGAAUGAGAUUUCUCCAUCUUCACAAACAAUACUUAAGUCGAACCACCUCCACCAUGUGUGGAAUAAAAGCGCCAACAACUGUAUUCGCUUCUCAUCUUUUUCCUUCUCAUCAUAUCAGACGAAUGAGAGCUGCUUUAUUGCGAUGCAUGCGUUGAAAGUAAAACCACACAUAUAGACUGUAUUUUUUUGUCAUUUGUUUUUGCUUUUUUAAGAAGCAUUUUUUUUCUGCGCAAUGUUACAAUAUAUCAUUUACGCAUAUUAUAAGUUGUUAACCAUUAGAAUAAAAUACCCUUUUUACUUAUUUAUAUUUAUAUUGGAUUACUUGAGGAAUUUUGAUUUAAAGUAAAAUAAAAUCAAAAAAUCAAGAAAGCUAACAAGUCACGCAAGUGUAAUAAAAAAGUUACACUCAACAUAUCAAAAACAGAAAGAAAAACAAACCAAGAAUAACAGAAAGAAAAACAAUCAUACUUUUCAAAACGUUGCCAUAUUGAUCCACGUUAUCACAUACUUUACCGUGAGCAUGUCCAAUGCGUUACCCUUAAAAGGACUGUCCAAUAAAAAAAUAAUUUUUAUUAUAUCAACUAAUUAGUACUUAUUAUUUAAGAAUAUCUGCAUCUUUUAA